CAAUUUCUGCUCUGCUCAAUUGCCGGGUACACACAAUUCGGCCAUCAAUCACGCCGAUGGGUACGGUGUGGAGGACCACGUGUUCGAGGGGUACUUGAAGUACUUCUCGUGGUUCAAGAAGGGCAUGAAGGUGCACACGAACGACCAACUCUUCUCUCUGACUGACCAAUUGCAUCUAGGUGUGAGGUUCAUUGAGCUGGACGUGCAUUGGUUUGAUGGUGAUCUGCAUAUUGCUCAUUGCGGGGGGUUCAAGUCCAAGCUGUUGGACGGGAUGAUCGAUAUUUUCAACGAAAUCGCGAAGAUGCUGGGGGCGGACAUCGAGUGGGACUCGGGGACAAUUGGGUGUAAGCCGAGUUUGAGUAGUAUUCCGUCCAAGGAGCAACGGCCGCUGACGGAGGCGUUGAAGGAGCUCUCGAUGUGGUUGCAUGCUCCGGAGAACGCGGAUGAGUUCUUGAUGGUGUUCUUUGAUGAUGAGACGGACCUCAUGAAGUGGAAGAAAGUGGGCAAGUUGUUGGAGUAUUUGAAGGAGUAUUUCCCCGAGAAGGAGAUUCUUCAUCCGAUUGAGCUGGCAUACCAUACCAAGUGGCCUACGUUCGAAGAACUGCUUCGUGUUGGCAAGCGCGUUGUGUUCAUGAGUGGCGUGGACUAUCUCACUUUCGGCGAAGAGAUCUUGUUCGUCAAAGAUACUGUUUGCAACUGGCAGGAGCCACCAUUACCGCUUGCUCCGUUCCCAGAAUGCCGGUUCAACGAAUCGAAGACGCAGAUCGGGGUCCCCGACGAGAACUUCACCAUAUUCCGCCCUGAAACCAGUGAAAUCGAGUACGGCUUCUUGAAUGCAGACGGCCAGAUUGGGAUCAACAAGAACUUGCUGAAUGAGGAGUCUCUUCCGGGUGUGGCAAACUGUGGUGUAAACUUACCGUCGCCGGAUAACAUCACCCCGAAGCGCAUGGAGGCCACAAUCUGGACUGUGUCAAAGGGGCAAGAGCUUGAUGCUAGCAAAUGUGUGGCGCUUAUGCGUGAGUCCAAGACUUGGAAGAGUUUGGACUGCAAAACGGCGAACUUGGUGCCAGCAUGCGUUGAUGCGAAGAACCCCCGCCACUGGCAGCUUGGAAAUGCACCGGUCGUCGAAGCCGACUCAGCAGCCGCCUGUGCAGCAAUAACCUCGACGACGGUUGAGUAUUCAGUGCCAGCGUCUGGAUAUGAGAAUGGUCUCGUGCACAAACUAUUGACAGAGUCUUCAUCAAGCUCUAUUGCUGGCGUGUGGCUGAACGCAAAAUCAUUCGUGUCGGAAGUGUACUCUGCAGAGCAGCACAAGGUUCUUGCCCCAGAAGUCAAGGCAACGCCAAUUGACGACAUUAUCUCGGUCGAGUGA
Messenger RNA from Phytophthora sojae, 1372 nucleotides. RefSeq lists its product as hypothetical. Gene Ontology annotation, molecular function: phosphoric diester hydrolase activity. NCBI's taxonomy places the organism in Eukaryota, Oomycota, Peronosporomycetes, Peronosporales, Peronosporaceae. The transcript is spliced from 2 exons. Gene Ontology annotation, biological process: lipid metabolic process. Bases 125 to 1372 code for a protein of 415 amino acids. The record is from RefSeq and is a predicted model, not a curated record.